Molecule: messenger RNA, 5139 nt
Organism: Siniperca chuatsi (mandarin fish)
Lineage: Eukaryota; Metazoa; Chordata; Actinopteri; Centrarchiformes; Sinipercidae
Gene: senp7
Product: SUMO specific peptidase 7
Exons: 23
Coding region: 404-3598 (1064 amino acids)
Biological process (GO): protein desumoylation
Cellular component (GO): nucleus; cytoplasm
Molecular function (GO): SUMO-specific endopeptidase activity
Source: RefSeq, a predicted model, not a curated record
GUCUGACCUGUAAUAGUAGAUCAGCUAUAAGUUAGAAUACCUUGAGGGGGUCACACUAUUGCAGAGAAGACGCUACUCUAGGGAGGUUGUGAAUAAUUGCAAUAAUUGCUUCCCAUCUUCCCACUCCACCCCCAUUUCUGCCCGGGAACAAACUGUAACGUGCUCCUGGCUUUUUUUUUUCCUAAUGCACUUCCGGUGCACACCGGAUGUUGCUAAAAAUAUUAAAGCGCCCGUUAAGAAGAAGAGGAGAGAACCCAGUGAAAUGUGUGCCUUUUGUGAACGAAAGGUGCUGAUGGAAAUGUUCAUGGGAAAAUAGUUGUCUACAUUCUCCUUUUAUUCUCCCUUAAUAUAAAGUGAAGCCUCGGCCUAGGUGUUCUUGCUGUGCCAUACCAAAUCGUGGACCAUGAUGGAUCGAAGAAGAGCCUUAACUAUUCCAUUUACUGUUGACAAGGAUAACUUCAUGGGAAACCCACUCACAAUCCCCAUACCAUGUCUUUCAUCACAGUGUGGGAAGUUAGACAGACAGGUUUCCUGGACUACAUUUGCAGGUUGCAAAUUCAGGCAUCGUGAUUCGAAGUAUAAAAAUGGAUCCAUGCUGUUUGAUCACGACCGUGCAGCCAUGGUCACAUUGGAAAUGGACAGGAGGAAGCCCUGUCUGAUCCUGAAAGAUGUCCUAAAGACAGAACUGGGCAAGGCUUAUAUGGAAAGGAUAAAACAGAGUCAUACGUUGGGAAAACAAGGACAAGUGUCAAGUACACGGAGGAAGAGUGGUCAGUGCAGAGAGCAACCCCUGAUCUGCAGAGACACGAAGUGGAGUCAGAGGGAAGCCAAGAAUGAUAAAAACAAGAGUGUAACCUCUAAAUGCAACCAGAAGACCACCUCCUCACCCUCUCAAAGGUCAAGACUCAGGAGAAGGUCACAAAAUGUUGAUGACGAAGUGGACAAAGAAGAAAACAAAGAUAUUGAGGAGGUGAUAAUAGGCACGGACAACGGAAUGGACUACAAAUUCUCUGAAGUCGUAGAUUGUGGGUUGUCAGUGAGCUGGGAGCCUGCCGAGGAUACAGGAGGUUCUGAUGAGUUCUCCCCGUCUAGCAUCAAGGAGGGGUGGACUGAUCCAGAAAAAGAAGUACAACACAGUUUGAAGAGGAAAAGAAAGGUUGCGGUUGGGUCCCAGUGCAAUGGAACAGACAGUCCCAAACGCCACCGUGAGAGUGUGCUUCGCCUCACUGGAGAAGACGGAAGAGAUGGAGGAACAGCCCCUACACGCAUUUGUCUGGAAGAAAGUGGAGAAGACGAAGAUUUGGAGAGCCUGGACCGUACCAUUGUACAGUUCACGGUGGGAGCAGAUGAUCAAACAGACAUUCUGGUCCCAAUCAUCAGUCCUAAUGAGGAGGCCGGAGACUUUAUUGGUAUUCCCAGACGAAGUCCAUCGUCUAGCCAGGACAACACAACCAAUACCAGCCCCUCUGAACCCAUUGUGCUGUCCAGUGAUGAUGAGGAGAGAGGUGACGUUCCUCAGCACUGCAGCCCAGCAGUCCAUACACUGGUCACUGUGGAAGAUGCAGUAAUACAGGGACAAUCCCCACAGGAAGCUGUGGCCAAACAGCAAGAAACUUCUGACAUGCAGGUGUUACGUGUAGUUGUAGAUCUUCCUGGUUCAAUUCCUCUCAUCCCCAGUGUAGACUACUCCUGCAUGGGUGUGGCCUUCUUCACCCUGCACUGUGGAGGUUAUCAAGGGAAAGCGAAUGGAGACAUCAUGAUAGCAGACCAAAAAAUCAUCAUCCCACUGAAAGACAAUAGUGAACAGGUGGAGGUGAUGUUGACUUUUGAGCGUAAAGAGCUGAGGAGGUACAGUGUUUGGGAACAGCAGGAACUGGAGGCCCAGGAGCUUUACUUUAAGGGGGACGAGGAGCCUUCCCCUGCUGCUGUCCUUCUGUUUUGUGUGUCAGAAACUGCUGCAGCUGCUGUACAGCGAGACCUUCUCAAGCUGUGUGUCAAACAAGAUGGAACCAUGAAUACUGGCAAGGCGAGCCCCUUCAUCCUGCUGACUCUGAGAGAUCCUCUGGAGGGAAUGGAGGGGGCUUUAUUGCGCUCCUUCCUGGACAUUGACUGUCUCAACAGUCUUGCAGAUGAAAAAUCCAUUCUUCCCCAUGCUGCAGACAUAAUUUGUGGUUUGGAAGACAUCCACACUCCUGUUCUUUCUCUGGAUGAUAGCAUAGAGCUGAUUAGAAGAACUGGACUGGACUCUCACCUGCUGUCUCUGCUGGGUCUGGAGAGUGCUGACCCUAGACCUAACACAGACCAGGAUGGUCCACAUCUUGAUACAGACAAAAACACCACACCACACAUCCGACUGGAGAUAGAUUUACAGAAAGAGACUGUACUGGAGCUGGAUACGGCGAUAGAACAAGACACAGGGACACAACUCAAACCAGAGGAGGAUCAGAAAGAACAGAAAGAGCUUGAACAUCCCUCUGAGAAAAGAAAGGAAGAACCCACUCCUGCAUACACACUGUGCCAUCGUAGAACCAAAGGAUCCUACUCCGUGUCCCUGUGUAAACCAGACUCAAGCUGGACUAAAUAUAAACAUCAGGGCCUGGCUCACAGGUUGAUCCAGUUUCCUCCUCCGCCAUUAAAGGGAGGAAUAACUGUUACAAUGGAGGACCUGCAGUGCCUUGACAGUGGGCAGUUCCUCAAUGAUGUUAUCAUUGAUUUUUACCUCAAAUACCUCCUCCAGAAUGCCUCUGCUGCUGUGGCCGAGCGCUGCCACAUCUUCAGCAGCUUCUUCUACAAGCAGCUGACACGGAGGGACAACGCCAGUGAAGGCAGCACCAGUGACUCUUGUCAGAGGCAGAGGCGGCACCAACGGGUGAAGACAUGGACACGCCAUGUGGACAUCUUCAAAAAGGACUUCCUGUUUGUGCCUGUCAAUCAGGAGGCUCAUUGGUAUUUAGUUGUUAUUUGCUUUGCUGGACUGGAUGAGCCAAAAUCUGAGGCCUGGAAUGAUCCAAACUCAGAGACGGGAAAGAGCCAUGGUGGGACAGCUGAGAUACAGGAUCAAGAGGUGGCUCAAGGAUCUAAAAGCCCAAACGAUAACACGGAGACACCACCUACAUUAAACCACAGUGACAAUGUGGACACAGAGACAGAAAACACGCAAGAAGAAUCCACCAAAGACUCACCACCUGGUCCAGUGAACUGCACAGAACGGACCUGCCAGAAGAAAACUGUUUGCAAGAGGCCGUGUAUUCUUAUCAUGGAUUCCCUCAAACUUUCUCUUCAUGAGCGAGUCUUCAAACUCUUACGGGACUACUUGCAGUCAGAAUGGGAGGUCCGUCGUGGUUCAUCAAGGGACUUUAGUCCUGAUCAGAUGCAAAGCUCACACUGCCAAGUUCCUCUUCAGGAUAACAGCAGCGACUGUGGCCUCUACCUGCUGCAAUACGUCGAGAGUUUUUUGAAGGACCCUGUGGUACACUUUGACCUCCCUCUACAGCUAGAACGUUGGUUUCCACGGCAGCAGGUGCGGAGGAAACGAGACGAAAUCAGAGAUCUGGUACUAAACCUUUAUCGACAUCAAAACCUGGAUAGUAACAGAUAGACACGUGAAGCAGUGCUGCUGUUCAGUGCGUCACAUUCCUGUAGCCAUUUUAAAUCACCGCUCAUACUGAGCAACAGACAUUUCAGAGUGAACUGAAAAUAUUUCCUUUAACUUAGAUGCUGUUAUUGUUUUAUGCAUUAACUUGAACAAAACAUGUAAACCUUUGACUAUCUGUGGGUCCUGUUAGUGAACAUGAAGGCAUCAGUUAAUUUGUCCAUUCAACCAGAAAAUUUUAAAGUAGAUUAUAUCUAGAGAUGCAAAUGUUUGUACACCCCAUGACUUUUUACUGAUUGUUUUUAUACUGCUAGAUAUUUUAUAAAGGCAGUUAUUUGCAUUUUAUUUUCUAUGUAAAAAUCAAACAAUAAAUUCUGUAAAAGUGUAACAAUGGGAAAACCGAGUUUGUAGAGCUAAUUGUUAACUUGCUUUGCUGACAUUUGUUAGACAUUUCAUGUCAUGUGUGACUUAAUAUUUCAGUCUCAACCAUGGGCUUUCUGAUCAAAACUGUUCUGAUUCUGCAUUCUUUGCAUCAUUACAUGUUUGGAUGAACUAAAUUCCUAAAAUGCAGGCACAGGGCUGCAUAGUAUGAAGUACAUCGCAGUUUCCUUUAUUAAUUUCAUUAUAAAUGACAUGCCGUUGAAGCCUCAGGAACUGGAAUCCCAACGUGAAACAGCAACUCCAUCUUUUGCCCCUUGUUGGAAGAAAACAAUGAACUCUUUCAGUUAUUCAGUGCCUCUCAGUUAUCAUGUUAUCAUGUUGGCUGCCAGAUAGAAGAUAUGAUUGUGGUCUACAGAUGAAAAUAAUAACAAAGCUGAAUUGUUGUAUGCUACCAUUUAUCUGUGGCUCACUCUGUACUGCAAUCCAUCAUGGACCCUAAAAUCAUAUAUGGACACAGUUGUGUUGCCUGAUAUCAACUUUGUCUCCGCAAAUUAGCAGAAUUGGACCAAUUUGGGAUGUUAAACUAUCAAUGUAGUCAGUUUGUAUAUAGCAUAUUCUAAAUCACUGUUUUGAUACUGACGUGGCAUUAAAGUUCUUUUGCCUUUUUGGCAUUACCAUUUAUUUGUCCAGAUUUGACACACUGAUGCUUUGAAAGGGAGUGGCUGCUAUCAUGUAAACUGAUUUCAGUACAUAGAUUAAGAAGAAACAUUUUGGUAUAAAAUGUGGGGGAAGUAGUUGCCGAUCAUGCAGUUAAAAUCAUAGAACAUAUAAGAUAAGAAAUGUGAAUCCUUAAUUAUUUUAAUAAGAAUACAACUUGCAAGAAGUUCAGGGGUGCACAUACAUUAGCAUGUGUAACGGUAUGCUCUCAGAUUAAGACCUAAGAUACCUUGUAGUCCAUCACUACUGGUGCCUAAGUUCUUCUCAACAGAAAUCAGUCUUGUAGUUUUUUCCCUUUUUGUUUGUCUCUUUAACACUUUAUAAUGUCCUUGAUGCCAUGUUUUUUUUUAGACAUUGUGUUUAAUGAAUGUACAGGAGCUGAUUCCAAAAUAUCUUUGGUUUCAAUGGUGCAUUAAAACCUGUAGACUGAAUUAAACUUGUUAUUUUGU